CUGGCUUGUAGUCUUUGGGGACUGAGCCACCUGGGUUAUGUGAGUUUGGGGAAAGCUGGCUGGUGAAAAGGUCUGAGAAGUCAUCAAUUACUACAUGAUCGACCAUGAAUGCUAGUGGGCCAGGAUAUCCAUUAGCCUCUCUCUACGUGGGUGAUUUACAUCCAGAUGUGACUGAAGCCAUGUUAUAUGAGAAAUUUUCACCUGCUGGACCAAUUAUGUCCAUCAGAGUUUGUCGAGAUGUCGCCACACGCCGAUCGCUAGGUUAUGCAUAUAUAAAUUUUCAGCAGCCUGCUGAUGCUGAGCGAGCCUUGGAUACAAUGAAUUUUGAAGUGAUAAAAGGUCGGCCCAUUCGCAUCAUGUGGUCUCAGCGAGAUCCAGGACUCAGGAAAUCAGGUGUUGGGAACAUCUUUAUCAAGAAUCUGGAUGAUUCUAUUGAUAACAAAGCCUUGUAUGAUACCUUCUCAGCCUUUGGGAAUAUCCUUUCUUGCAAGGUUGUCUGUGAUGAAAAUGGAUCCCGAGGUUAUGGCUUUGUCCAUUUUGAGACCCACGAAGCAGCAAACAGAGCUAUUGACACAAUGAAUGGAAUGUUGCUCAAUGACCGCAAAGUCUUUGUUGGUCAUUUUAAGUCUCGACGAGAGCGUGAAGCAGAAUAUGGAGCCAAGGCUCUGGAAUUCACUAAUGUUUACAUCAAGAACUUUGGAGAUGACAUGAAUGAUGAGAGACUGAAGGAAAUUUUCUCAAAAUUUGGAAACACACUGAGUGUCAAAGUCAUGGUGGAUAAUACAGGCCGUCCGAAAGGUUUUGGGUUUGUCAACUUUGAGAAACAUGAAGAAGCUCAAAAGGCUGUUGAUGACAUGAAUGGGAAGGAGAUCAAUGGCCGAAUGUUAUAUGUUGGCAGAGCUCAGAAGAGGAUGGAACGUCAGAGUGAGCUGAAACGUAAAUUUGAGCAAAUCAAACAGGAAAGAGUAAGCAGAUACCAGGGAGUAAAUCUUUAUGUAAAAAACUUGGAUGAUGGAAUUGAUGAUGAACGACUGAGGAAGGAAUUUUCCCCCUAUGGAACCAUCACUAGUGCCAAGGUGAUGACAGAGGGUGGACACAGCAAAGGUUUUGGGUUUGUAUGUUUUUCCUCCCCAGAAGAGGCUACUAAGGCUGUGACUGAAAUGAAUGGGAGGAUUGUCAGCACCAAGCCUUUGUAUGUGGCCCUUGCUCAGAGGAAAGAAGAACGAAAAGCUAUUCUCACCAACCAAUACAUGCAGAGGCUGGCUACCAUGAGAGCCUUGCCUGGACCACUCCUCUGCUCUUUCCAGCCUCCUGCAGGAUAUUUUAUGCCCUCCAUUCCACAGCCACAACCCAGAACAACCUUCUACAGUCCUAGUCCAGUUGCUCCAGUCCGUCCUGCCCCACGUUGGAAUGCUCAACCUUCCAGGCCUCCUUUAUCCUAUCGCACAGCUACGCCAGUCCUGAGGACAAGUGCACCUCCUAGGCGCCUGCUCUCCAACAUCAGCACUAUGAGACAAGCAUCCACUCAAGUUCCCAGGAUACCACCCAAUGCCCAAAGAGUAGCCAACAUAGGAACCCAGACUGUCAGUGCUCGGGCACCCUCAUCACCAACUUUUUCACGCGGUGUCUCACAAUACAAAUACUCUUCAGCAGUGAGGAAUGUCCAAGCUCUGAGCACAGUAACACCCAUGCCAAUGCAGCAGGUUUUAGAACCAGCUGUUCACAUCCAUGGCCAGGAACCUUUGACUGCCUCUAUGUUGGCUGCAGCCCCUCCUCAGGAGCAGAAACAAAUGCUUGGUGAACGACUUUACCCGUUAAUUCAUGCAAUGCACCCCUCCCUUGCUGGGAAGAUCACAGGCAUGCUUCUGGAGAUAGAUAACUCUGAGUUAUUGCUUAUGCUGGAGUCACCGGAAUCCCUGCAUUCUAAGAUAGAAGAAGCAGUUGCUGUACUGCAAGUACACCAGAUGUCGGAAGUAUCACAUAAGAGUAACUCAGCAGCAUUCCUUCAAUGACGAAGGGGAGAAAAGAAAAUGGACAGUCUUGCUGAAGAGAGCGGCACCAAGGCAGGAAAGCUUCCUUUGUUGGCUGUAAAAGUAUUGUAGUUUUCUGCAUAAUAUGUCUAGACAAGUUAAUGCAGAUAUCUAGCCUAAACUGCAUGACACUUUCUUUUGUGCACUUAAAUUUCUCUGCAAAUUUCUUUUCCCACUAACAUUGUGUUUAUGUUUAUAUGGUAUUUAUUUAUAUAUAUAUUUAUUCAUUCAUUUGCAAAUGCUGUUCUGGUAACCCUAGUAGGUGAGGGAUGUUUUGACAAUGAAUUUCAAACAAAAGGAAAAAUGGAACAAGGUGGUUCCUUUGCAGUGUUGAUUUAAAAAGUUAUGUUCUAAGUUUUGGUGCUUUUUAGUAGCUUUAAUCUACUGGGGCAUUCAAUAAUGUUUUAUUUGUUGCUGCUGUUGACAUAAAAGUUCUGAAGCUUCACUUCAUCAG
This is a messenger RNA of Pogona vitticeps (central bearded dragon), 2484 nucleotides long. RefSeq names its product poly(A) binding protein cytoplasmic 1 like (gene PABPC1L). The record is from RefSeq and is a predicted model, not a curated record. Gene Ontology annotation, molecular function: RNA binding. NCBI's taxonomy places the organism in Eukaryota, Metazoa, Chordata, Lepidosauria, Squamata, Agamidae.